GUACACGCAACAAACGAAAACCAAAGCAAUACAAUAAACAUCAAAAAUAAAUAAAAACAAAAAUAUAAACAAAUAGGUAUGCAAAGAAAGUCAAUAAAUGUGCUGGCGAGUGAACAAUGAAAAGACAAACGAUGAUCAGCUUUGCCAUUAUUCUAAUCACAUUGAAUGCUUUAUCCAAUGUUGUGGGUGAAUCCACGACUGAAGACGAUUUUGAGUAUGGGGACUAUCACCCGGUUGACGAUCUGUUGGGUCAAGCUCAUUUUCCUGAGAUCAAAUAUGAGGAGUACGUGUCACGAGUUCGCUUCAUCGAAGCACGACCCUUUCGCUCAUUGGGAAUGGCAUCAGUUUACAACUUAACCCAUGAACUCUUCAAUUUUCUGCAUCCCGAUAAUGCAUCAUACAUGCUGCCAGACUAUGUUGUGCAUACAAAUAAAUCCGCUUUUAACCUGGGCAGAAAAUUUGAGGAAAAUGAUUGGCUCAAACUGCUGCAAGAGAACAACUUGUUAAUUCUACUUUGGCUGCUUCCUCUGUGUUUACUUGCAAUCAUUAUGCCAUUUGUUGCAAUGGUUUACUUCUGCUUCUGCUGCUGUCGAUGCAAAAAAACCUGUGCGCCUUGCGAUAAAACCCUCAAGUGGCGACGAUCAUUGUGCAGUAUUUUACUAUUUUUGCUUAUCCUCGGACUAGUGCUGGCAUUUAUUCUAGCGCUGCUCAGCCUUAAGCAGAUGUCUCGAAAUAUUGGAUAUAGCUACCAGAGAAUGCGUGAGGGCUCCAGGGAUACUUGCAUCUAUUUAGCGGACGUCUCACAACAUCUGCGAUUUUUGAUGCUUCACAAUUUUGAGAGAUUGGCAAAGCAUAUUAGUGAAGAGAUAGAUAAUGCUCAUAAGCAUGUGCUCCUGGAAUUAGCCGAUACAAGUGGUGCAAAUGCUCUCGUCGAAUUGGAGAGAAUAUUAAAGAAUAUGGAAGCGGUGCUUCGUCUACUGAAGACACUUGAAAAUUACGAGAAAUACUUGCGUUUCAUUGGAUCAUUACAUCGAGAUAGCUGGCGUGGAGUGAAGCGAGAUCUCAUUUUUAGUAUGCUUACUCUCUGCAAAGUGGAUAAGUGUGCCAAAUAUCUGCAGGCAUUCAUGAGAUUGGAUACCUCGCAUUGUCUGCAUGUGGAUGACAUGCCAAACACGACAGUUUUUAUUGGUCCCGUAGAAGCUGCCAUCGAUAAGAAUUUAGCUGAAAUUGCUGAAGACGGCCUUCGCCGAUUAAGUGAGAUUGAAAUCACAAUCAAAGAGGCGAUUGCUCCUAUUCGGCCACCCAUCAUGGCCAUAAUUGAAAAUGCGGAAUCCAAGAUGAAGGACGAAUAUGUAUAUUUAAAUGAUCUCAUCGAAGCUGUAAUUAGUGAUAUUGAUUACAGAGACCGAAAUGCAGCAGACACAUUUGAAGAUAUUCACGAGAAAAUGGGAGUUGAUUACCUAGUAUAUGGUAGCAUUGCUUGCCUUAUGUUAUUUUUGAUAAUAACCGCAUUGAUAUUCGGUUUGCUCUUUGGUUUGUGCGUUCGCCGAAACAACGCUGGAUCUUAUUGCCUGAUACUGGCCAUUAUAAUGAUAUUUUGCGUGUUCACAUUUAUAACGGUGAUGGGAUUGUACUAUUAUAUCCUCGGCAUGGUGACAUAUCAAGCAGUCUGUCGUCGCCUCGAUAGUUUGGGUGAUUACGAAAGAAGAUCGUUGCGAACGGUGGAUAAGAUAAGUGCAUGUCGACCUGAUCAGCAUAUAUAUGAUUUGCUGUACGAAUACAAGUUAUAUGAUAUUGAACGUAUAUUGACCAAUGACACACACGAACCCAUCGAUGUUGACGAUGUGAAAUGGGAAAAAUGGGAUGGUGAUCUCUCCGACAUUGUGAUCGUAACUAUGCACGAGAUAAUAUUGCUUAAUCAUACGCUAUUUGAUUUAUAUCCCUAUAUUGGAAAAUCAUAUACGAAAACACUAUGCAAAGAUUUGCGAAUUCCACCAAUUGAUUAUAAAGUUUCCUACAACGUUCGGAAUUGGGUAGAAGCCCAAAUAAAUAAAUUCGUAAUUUGCCCCAACGACAGUCGACUUCAUAUAUGCGCCACACCCUGGAAGGCGAUGGCCGAUGCGUUAGUUAUUGAAAACGAGGAGCCAAACAUUAUACGUUGCAUCGAUGGCAUUCGGGAAGCAACGACUAAGAUCGAUGCACUCAUUCUGAACAUGGAAGCCACUUUUGGUGAGACACUUCUCAAACUAUAUGAUCAGAUUAAACGCUGCGAGAACUUUAUCAGAUAUCGUGGCCUUCAUAUUAUCAACACACUUGGCCUAAAUCUAACCGAAUCGCUAAAGGAUCGUAUUCGCGAAUAUCGCCAACAUACUCAAUGGAAUAUCCAACAUAAGGUUGGUCCCUGCGGUCCAUUGAUUUAUCAUCUUGAUCGUGGGACUAACUUCGCUUGUCGUAAUUUGAUCGAUCCCAUUAAUGGUUUCUGGAUUGGAUUGUUGCUAAGCUCAAUACUAUUUCUUCCCCUGCUACUUGUGGCACAUUGUCUCAUCUGUCCAUAUCGUCAUCAUAUCGUCAAGACGCCCGUCGUUAUCCUUCUUCGCCAUGAUGGCUGUCCCACUUGCAGUGGAGUUCCAUAUGUGCCACCUCCAGUUGUCCUUAGUGGAGGCCAGGACAGAGAUUUUGAAGUCAUAGAUAUUCCAACUGUCGACAGCAAGACGAAGCAAGAUUAAUAUCGGGGAGAAACUAAUAUUCAUUUCUUCUAUGGAAUAUUUUUAGUUGUAAGUGCAGAUAUUAGAGAAUAUGUGAAUUCC
This is a messenger RNA of Drosophila albomicans, 2807 nucleotides long. RefSeq names its product prominin-like protein. Gene Ontology annotation, cellular component: membrane. The record is from RefSeq and is a predicted model, not a curated record. NCBI's taxonomy places the organism in Eukaryota, Metazoa, Arthropoda, Insecta, Diptera, Drosophilidae. The coding region runs from base 117 to 2726 and encodes 869 amino acids. The transcript has 11 exons.